CAAUCCUUGCCCUUGUAUUGUCAUGGCUCCUGGCCGACCACGCUCCCUGCGUAGUUUUGCAUUCGGUUCUUCCAAACGAAACCCUUCUCCAGAUGCCCGCAGUCCAUCACCGACGUUUUCAGAAACAACCAAUAUCUCUGGCAUGAAUUUCGGGGCAAACGGUCCAACGAAGAUCAUUACAAGGGCAAACUUGAAAGCUAGUCUACAGGCUUAUGAACGACUGAUGGAUACGUGUAGUGAAUACCGACAAGCACUCAUCGGGCUAUCGAGAGCAACAGCUGCUUUUGCAGAUGCAAUGGGAGAUUGUAGCGGCUUGAAGGGUCCGUCGUACGAGACAGGGACUCGUUUACAAGCUGCAUCUGGCCUUCAUCACCUCAUAGGGAAUCAUUACCAUGUGCUGGCCGCAACGCUAGACACAAACUUUGAGAAGCCCUUGCGACAACAUCUAGAAACGUAUCGUACAAUUGUCAAUGAACGUUCCGCAUCCUAUGAACGAGCAUUGAAGGAACGAAGUGAUAUCAUUCGACAAACUGAACAAGGGAAUCUGAAUCGGAAGGCCAGAAAUCUUCAAAGUUUUCGAGAAGCAUUAGCGGUGUUGCAACGACAGGUGGACGAACUAGACGAGCUGAAGGUUGCACAUUAUCAUGAGAUCAUUGAACACGAAGAGCAAGUGUGGGAUGUAGUGCAAGGCAAGGUGUGCUUGGUCGUUCGUUCAACCUUGGACGUCUACGACAAAUUCACCUCCAAAGCUUCUGACCCGGUCAUUGAACCUAUGCUUCAAACAGUCCCAGACCCAUUCGACUCCUACGGAAUGUCGCAGUCGGAGGAUCAGAUAUUUAGCAUCUUACCUCCACUGUCUAUUAUGCCCUCUGUUCCCUCCUCUACAUCCACAACUACACCUCUAACGAGAACGCCAGAAUUGGAACAACUUGACAGUUUUCCUGCUUCUGCUAGUAGUGGAAGUUGGAUCCCCGAUAACCCAAACACCAUCGUGUUUCCCACUGAGUCCGCAGAAUGGGCCGAUGUUCCUUCACCUCCCUCGUCCUCCUCCCCACGAGCGGCUUCUCCGACUGGUCACACAACUCGACGGCACUCCACUCCUGGUGCUAUGCCCGGUCAUCCGCGCCGUAAAUCCGAAUCGAAGUUACGGAGUGUUCUUGCCGUGAUUGACGAAACUCGCGGGCGAAACCGUAGCAGUAGCAAAAGUCAAGACGACCCUUCUCCGACCUACGACCGCCCGAGCACCGACAAUAAUGUUGGGUUGAUACAGCCGCAACCUCAGAAGCGUCCUAGCUUUAGCUGGAGUUCACCCUUUUCUUACGGGGCAUCAGCUGAUGACCCACUUCAUGAUGAUACAACUCCUCGCAAUUCGACAGCCAUUAACGAUAGUCCUCCUCUUGUUGGAGAAGUGAAGGAUGAUCAAACUAUACGGGAGACCAACUACGAACCGGUACCUCCUGCGACGUGA
This is a messenger RNA of Marasmius oreades (fairy-ring Marasmius), 1468 nucleotides long. RefSeq lists its product as uncharacterized. Gene Ontology annotation, biological process: vacuole fusion, non-autophagic. The transcript has 8 exons. Gene Ontology annotation, cellular component: fungal-type vacuole membrane. Gene Ontology annotation, molecular function: phospholipid binding. The coding region runs from base 23 to 1468 and encodes 481 amino acids. The record is from RefSeq and is a predicted model, not a curated record. Lineage: Eukaryota; Fungi; Basidiomycota; Agaricomycetes; Agaricales; Marasmiaceae.